Sclerotinia sclerotiorum 1980 UF-70 is the source of this 1779-nucleotide messenger RNA. RefSeq lists its product as hypothetical. Lineage: Eukaryota; Fungi; Ascomycota; Leotiomycetes; Helotiales; Sclerotiniaceae. The transcript is spliced from 2 exons. The record is from RefSeq and is a predicted model, not a curated record. Gene Ontology annotation, cellular component: cytoplasm; nucleus. Gene Ontology annotation, biological process: tRNA pseudouridine synthesis; mRNA pseudouridine synthesis. Gene Ontology annotation, molecular function: RNA binding; pseudouridine synthase activity. The coding region runs from base 1 to 1779 and encodes 592 amino acids.
AUGGGAGGAAUGACGGAUUAUAGCCAUUGGUCGCAUGAGGAUUUGAUCAAGAGGGUAAAUCAGUUGGAGAAGGAACUUGUCAAUAACACGAAAAGCGCAACUCCCAUUCCCAAGAGAAAUAUACAGAAACCUCGCCGUGAGCGAGAAUUCGACCCCUCCAAAUACAAUACUCGACUCAUCGCUCUCAAACUUGCAUAUUUGGGAAAACGCUACAAUGGAUUCGAACAUCAUGCGCAUCCAACACCUUUGACCACUAUUGAAGAAGAAUUGUGGCAGGCGUUGAAUAAGGCUCGUCUUAUAUUUCCUCAAGGAGUCAAUCCGAUGGCGCCGGGUGAGGUAAAUUGGGAAGGAUGUGAAUAUUCGAAAUGUGGGAGGACGGAUAAGGGCGUUAGUGCUUUUGGACAGGUUAUUGGAAUUAGAGUUAGGAGUAAUCGACCACUUGCUAAACCGAAAGCCAAGCCCGCAUCAGAAGAAUCGGUAGAGGGAAAAAUAGCAGCGGAAGAUGAUAUGUAUAAUACGUAUCCGAGGGAAAAUGGCAUCGAAGUUACAUCUGCGCCGCUUUCUCCAUCAGCAGGUAUUCCAGGCCCACGGGGGACGGAUAGUGGAGCAUUCGUUUUGUCGGAUCCGCACAUUCAAGAAAGUCUUGAUUUUAAUCAUAUUACUGAUGAGAUACCUUAUCCACAAGUUCUCAACCGUCUUCUGCCACCCGAUAUCCGUAUACUGGCGUGGUGUCCGUCACCACCUGUUGAUUUCUCUGCUCGCUUCUCCUGUCGCGAACGUCGCUAUCGAUAUUUCUUUACCCAGCCUGCAUUUUCUCCCAUUCCUUCUCAGCUUGAACAUGGCGCAUCAGCUAGUAAAAUGAAAGAUGGGUGGUUAGAUAUUGAAGCUAUGAGGGAAGCGGCAAAGUUAUAUGAAGGUUUACAUGACUUUAGGAAUUUCUGUAAGGUAGAUCCGGGGAAACAGAUUACGAAUUUCGAGAGGAGGAUCUUUUAUGCGAAUAUCGAGGAGGUGAAGGAUUAUACGAGUUCGCUGGCUUAUGUAAAUGGAGAUUCGUUUCUUGAUGAUUCGAUUCGUUCCAAAAUUGACGGUGAGAGUAAGGCUCCUAAAGUCUAUACUUUCGACCUUCAUGGAUCGGCAUUCCUUUGGCAUCAAGUACGUCACAUGGUUGCAAUUCUAUUUUUGGUAGGACAGGGUUUAGAGAAACCUUCUGUGGUAUCAGAAUUGUUGGAUGUGGAGAAGAAUCCAGGAAGACCAGCAUAUGAAAUGGCUACCGAUACUCCCCUCGUCCUCUGGGACUGCAUCUUCCCCCACGAAGAUGACGAAUCUAGAACCGACGCCUUAGACUGGCAUUACAUAGGCGAUAGUCCGGGUUUUUCCGAGGGCAAAUACGGACAAGCGGGCUUAAUGGAUGAUCUCUGGAAAGUAUGGAGAGAGCGAAAAAUCGACUCGAUUCUCGCAGGCGAACUAAUGGGCAUAGCGAGUCGUCAGGGAGUUGAAGCGCACGAGUUGAGCGGAGGCAAGGGUGGCAAAGGUAGGAGUCAGAAGGUUUUUGAUGGAAGCGAUAGUCCCCGGUUCGCGGGGAAAUAUACGAGGGUUAUGGAUAAGACGAGGAUGGAGCCUGUGGAGGUGGUUAAUGAGAGGUAUGUGCUUAGGAAGGGAUUGGUGGCUAAGGAUCAGAAGAAGGGGUUUAGGAGGAUGGAGAUGGAGAGGGUUGAGGGUGUUGAUGAGGUUGAGGUGCAGGAAAAGGGGACGGAGAAGGGAGAGAAAGAUGCAGAGUAA